Messenger RNA from Toxotes jaculatrix (banded archerfish), 1419 nucleotides. Its product is annotated as olfactomedin-4-like. The coding region runs from base 1 to 1419 and encodes 472 amino acids. Gene Ontology annotation, biological process: signal transduction. NCBI's taxonomy places the organism in Eukaryota, Metazoa, Chordata, Actinopteri, Toxotidae. The transcript has 5 exons. The record is from RefSeq and is a predicted model, not a curated record.
AUGAUUGGCACUCUGUAUUUCUUUGCACUGCUGGGCUCCACAGUGGCCUGGGGGGGUGCAGGCUUGUGGAGCGAGCGGAAUGUGAGGAAUGAGACAAGUGGUGGAAGUGGGGACAGAUGUACCUGUGAUGCCUUCUUGCCCAGUUCAACUUUUCCAAUAAGAGACCUGGUGGUAGUGGAGCAGACAGUUGGAGAGAUCUCCCACAAACUGGAUCUGGAGAUGGGCAAGCUGGAAGACUAUGAGAUCAAGCUGACUGCAUAUGCAGAAAAAAUAAUACAGCUGACAGUGGAAAUCGAAAAAAUGGAGAAGGACCCUGAUGCCUACAAUGAGGCCCAAAUGGAUGAAAUGAAGGUGGAGAUCAAACAAGUGGAGGCUCUGAUUAAAGAGCUGCAGCUUUCCAUCAGAGGCUCCACCACUGUCUUUGAGUCUCUUCGCGUACAGAUCACAGCCAUCGAGGUGACAUUGAAUAGACUGGAGGUGACCUACGACAAGAACACGGUUCUGUUGACACGCCGAGAAUACAUCAAGGUGCAGCUGCAACUAGAGGAGUGUGAGAGACGCCACCAGGAGCUCUUCAACCCCAACAUUGGGUCCUGUGCACAUACUGGUAUCAUCAAGGUUAGCAAACCCAUUGUGAGCCAGCUGAAUGCCCAUCUAAACUCGGGCUACAAAUUUGGAGGCUGGGGGAAAGAUUCAAAACCUGUUCCCGACAGAGAGUCUAUGUACUGGUACUCUGGGUACACUAGUGGCUCCAUUGUUGACAUUAGAUUCUACACUAACUACAAGAAUCUCAUUUUGAGAAACCACUUCCAGCAUCACAACUUACACAGCAGCUGGAUCGGUACAGGGAACAAUUUCAUCAUCCGUGCCAAUACCCUGUACUAUCAGAUCAACAGUCCAUUUGGGUUGGCUAAACUGAAUUUCACUACCAUGAAAUAUGAGUCCAGGGUGAUUCCUGGGACUAGCACCAAAUUCUCCUACACUAACUCCCCCAAUCAAAACUUUGACUUUGCUGCUGAUGAGACCGGCUUGUGGGUGACCUAUGCAACAGAAGAGUCCAGUGGUCGGAUGAUCAUUGCAAAAAUAAAUGAGCCUUCAUUUGGGGUUGAGGAGGAAUGGGAGACUAGUGUCUACAAACCAGGAGUGAGCAAUGCCUUUGUGGUGUGUGGUGUUCUGUAUGCAGUCAGGACAGUCGAUAUCCAAACUGAAGAAAUCUUUUACAAGUACGACACCAAAACCAAACAGGAGAGCUACUUGAGGGUUCCCUUUGAGAGGUUCCAGGAUAAGUAUUCUAACCUGGACUACAAUCCCACUGACCAGAAGCUCUACAUGUACAAUGACGGCUACUAUGUUAACUAUCAUCUGUGGUUUAACCACACAACUAAAGCCACUGUGGCACCACCACUUCUCCUGAACUAA